This is a messenger RNA of Effrenium voratum, 1884 nucleotides long. NCBI's taxonomy places the organism in Eukaryota, Dinophyceae, Suessiales, Symbiodiniaceae. The record is from the annotation of a GenBank genome assembly.
CAGCAGACGCCCGGACCCGCUUCCAGCUGCGACCAGUGCCAUGGCACGGAAGAGUCGCGGGCGAGGAGGUGGCAGAGGUGGCAGUGGUGGCAGAGGUGGCAGAGGCCGAGCCAGGAGCUCGGGCAUCGAGCAGUAUGGCCAAGAUGAAGCAGAUGAGUUCUUGGCCCUCGAUGAAUCGGGCCAGGAGGAGGACGAAGAUGACAUGGAGGAAGAAGACGUCAUGGCGCUGAAGCCGUAUGGUGAGGAGCCUGCGGUCAAGGAUAAGAAGAAGAAGAAAAAGGACAAAAAGAAGACGGAGGAGUCCGAGUCUGAGGACUUGGCUCCAGCUAGCAAGGGCUGGGGCCGCAACGACUUCUACGGGGGCGAGGAUGCGGAGGAUGACUCGGGCAGCGAUGAGGAGCGCACCUUGAAGGAGGCGAGGAAGCUGGACGAGCUGCGUGCCUCGCGGCUGCAGGAGCUCAGCGAUCCGUUGACUGCUUUGCUGGGACCUGAAGCAACUUUGAGUGAAGAGAAGUCGGCACAGCCGGAUGCAGAGCAGUUCGAGGCAAUGUUCGCGGAAGAAGCCGAGAAGGGUCAUGUGGACCGCGACCUGUCCCAGUUGUCGGAGGCCAAAAGGAAAAGCCUGCUGAAGAAGGAGGCGCCAGAGCUGAUGCCAUUGCUGGAGGACUUUCAGCAAAAGCUGGCAGCCCUGUCGCCUCUUCUGCCCCUGCUAAAGGCGCCGCUGCCUCUUUCUGGUGCAGCAUAUUUGGAGGCCAAGGUGAGCCUUUUGCUAAACCACCUCGCGAACCUCUCCUUCUACUUGCUCAUGAAGUCAGAGGGAGGGGAGGUGAAGUCGCACCCCGUUGUGUCCCAGCUGGUGUGGCUCAGGCAGCUGGAUGAGUUGAUCAAGCCUUUAGACCAGCGCCUGAAGAAGAGCCUGCACAAGGCAGCGAAGGUGGCCAAGAAGCUGCCGAGAGAGGAGGCGCCGCGCCCGCCGGCCCCACCGCCGGAAGCGCCGAUGCCGCAGCCAGCGGCGCCCAAGGCGCCUGCAACCCUGGCGGAGCGAUUAGAGAAGCUCCGGAAGAAGCAGAAGCCCGCGGAGGCCGCGGCCGACGCGCCCGCGGGCGCCACGCGCGCGUCGGCGGCGCCGGCGUCGGUGGCGUCGCUGCUGAAGCUGCCGGCGGCGAAGCGUCGAGCGGCGAGCAACGGCCCAGAGGACCUGGAGGAGAUCGACCCCACGUUGGGCGCCUGGAUGCCGAACGACAGCCUGAGCCAGCAGCUGUCGGAGGUGCAGCAACACCUCCGGGAGCGCAAGGCCAAGGCUGCGCCCCAAGCCUCCGACAGAAACGUGGAGCCCCGCGCACGACAUUCCCGGCGCGGGGAGGCGCCCGAGGAGGAGCCACAGAAGGAUACUGCGGAGGCGGCAGAGGACAGCGACGAAGGCGACGAGAUGAUUCGGGCGGCGAAGAAGAAGAUCAAGGCCAAGAAGGAGCAGAAGGCCGCGGAGCUGUCGGCCAAGGCCAAGGCCAAAGUGGCCCAGCAGUUCCGCCCCGAGAAGAAGAUUGAGGGGCGGCGUGGCACUAGCAAGCAGAUUUUGGAGAACAGGGGCCUGGUGCGGCAUCGCAAGCAGAAGGCGGGCAACGCGCGGGUGGCCAACCGGGAGAAGUACCAGAAGUUGCUGAAGCGCCGCAAGGGCGCCGUCCAGGAGAUGCGCGAGGCGGCGCCCGAUGGCGCCACCUACGAAGGCGAAGCUACUGGUGUGCGCACCCACGUCAAGAAGUCCCUGAAGCUGAGUUGAGUCCCAAAGCUGGACGGGAUGCAAAGGGACAAAGGGCUAUGAGGGUCGAACUCGACGAUGCGAAGGGAACUGCAACCCGAAGGGUUUUUGCAGGUUCUUCUGGUUUU